AUGCCCGCGCCACCUCUUCGCGGCGCCGCCGCCGGCGGCGGCCGCGGCCACCUCAACCUCUCCCUCCUCGCCGACCGCUGCUCCACUCUCCGCAGUCUCACCGUCGUCCACGCGGCCAUGCUCGUCUCGGGCCGCCUCGCCUCCGACGCCUUCGCGGCCUCCCGCCUCCUCGACGCCUACGCCGCCCUCUCCCCUCCCGCCACCGUCCUCCGCCUCCUCUCCUCCCUCCCCUACGCCCCCAACACGUUCAUGCUCAACACCUCCCUCCGGGCGCUUGCAUCCUCCCCCGACCCCGCCUCCGCCUUGGCUUUCUUCUCUCAGCUCCGCCGCUCCGGCAGCUCCUCCUACUCUCCCGGCAGGCACACCUUCCCGUUCCUCCUCAAGGCCUCCGCCCGCCUCCCCCUCCCCGUGUCCAGGCAGGUCCACGCGCUCGUCGUGAAGCACGGGCUCGAUCGCGACACCUACGUCGCUAACGGCCUCGUCCGGGCCUACUCUGUGGCAGGCCGCGUCCGUGUCGCACGGAAGGUGUUUGAUGAAUUACCGGAGCGCAGCGCGGUGGUGUACACCACGAUGGUCUCUGGCUAUGCGCAGAACAGGCGGCACGAGGACGCGAUGGGAACAUUUGAUGACAUGCUCCACGAGGGGUUCGAGCCCGGCCCCGUGGUGCUGGCGUCGGUGCUGUCCGCGUGCGCGCGGUCGGAGUCAGGCGGGCUCGUGAUGGGACGGCGCGUGCACGAUAUCAUGGAGCGGAGGGGGAUGGCGGCGCCCGUGGGGGUGAUCCUCGGCACGGCGUUGGUCGACAUGUAUGCGAAGAAUGGGGCGAUCAAUGAAGCGGUAACGGUGUUCAAGGGGAUGCCGCAGCGGCACACGGCAACGUGGAACGCCCUGAUCUCAGGGUUGGCGCACCAUGGGCAUGGCGAGGACGCGCUGGCGAUGUUCCAGCAGAUGCGGCGGGAGGGCGUGCCGCCGAAUGCGACCACGCUUGUCGGGGUUCUGUCAGCGUACUGCCACACGGGGCAGCUUGACGAGGCCCGCAGAGUUUUCGCGUCUAUGGAGGACUUCGGGGUGACUCCGAGCAUCCAGCACUAUGGGUGCAUGGUCGACCUCCUUGGCCGGAGUGGACUCCUAUCAGAGGCGGAGGAGAUGAUACGUGGGAUGGCAUGCAAGGCAGAUACUGCAAUCUGGGGGGCUCUGCUUACAGCCUGCAAGAACCACGGCGAUGUCGAUGUCGCGGAACGGGCUGUGCAAGAGAUGGUUAAACUGGACCCCAACAACCAUGGCGUGUAUGUGGUGCUGUCCAACAUAUAUGCAGAUGCUAGGAGAUGGCAGGACGUGGACAGGUUGAGGAAGGUGAUGAAGGGCGCACAGUUGUCAAAGAUCCCCGGGUCAAGCACCGUGGAUGGCUGUGAUGACAGCUGA
Lolium rigidum is the source of this 1419-nucleotide messenger RNA. Its product is annotated as pentatricopeptide repeat-containing protein At5g56310-like. Gene Ontology annotation, molecular function: RNA binding; protein binding. The transcript has a single exon. The coding region runs from base 1 to 1419 and encodes 472 amino acids. NCBI's taxonomy places the organism in Eukaryota, Viridiplantae, Streptophyta, Magnoliopsida, Poales, Poaceae. Gene Ontology annotation, biological process: RNA modification. The record is from RefSeq and is a predicted model, not a curated record.